AUGCCACAGAAGUCUUGGGCCACUGAGGCCGAGACGGUGCUCCUCACCUCCCUGCGACCGUCAUUUCUUGAGCACCAAAAGUGUCGCACCCUCACCAAAUUCUGGGCCUCCCUGAACACUGAAUUUUUCCAGCGAUUUCCUGAGCGUGUUAAGCUCUUUGGCCCCGACAUCUCGGAUAGCAUGUUGUCUGAGGAGCAACGGACCGCGCUCGGGGAAGCAAUCAAAAAGCGGCAGAGCAUAAGUAAUACUCAAUUGAAAACAUGGUUCAAUUGGCGCCGCCCUAACAAUGCUCGGAAGGUCGCUCGCGUCACCCCGAUCACGAUGGAGAGCUUAGGCAUGAAGCCCAAGCACCGAGUUCUCAAGGAGCAGGAGGAGUAUUCAAGAAGGUUCUACAAGGAUAGAAUAGAGUCUCACGUUAAGGCGGCACUCGAGCGUGAAAAACCGACGUGUCACGAAUCCCUUAAUGUCAUUAACCGUGUCACAGAUGAAUGGUUCGAGCAGGAGGAGGAUUGGGUGAGGAAGCAGGUUUUGGAUGCAAUUGAGGCCAGCAAGAAGCAGUCAGAUGAGAAGAGCUGUGGCGGUGAUACCGAGAGGUCUCCCCGCCAGUACCAACAGGCAAUUAACGACAUGCCGAUUAUCCUGAAGCAGGUAUUCAGCGAGCUGGCAGCGGACUCAGGUUGGGACAUCACAGUCAUAGCGGGAGGACCAUGUCCAGAUGAAGGAGGCGACAUCGUCACCAUUGCGUCGCAUUCCGGAACGACAGAAACUGGUCACACCUUCGGUGACAUCCACCCAGGCAUCAUGACCAACGUGAUGGACACCUUCAUUGAGCAUUUGAAGGCCGUAUAUCCUUCAGAUGUUCAACGGCACCGUGCACUUGAUCUAUCGGACGAAAGUGCUGCAGACAGUCUUCCAUCCGCGGCAGGUCCAUCGUCUGCUGGUACAGGAAGGGUAGCUACACCGGAACUCCACCCACUGCAUGGCAUGAGCACUGAGGAUUCAAGACGUGCCAGCGGGGACAACUUUUCCGAGACUCCUGCCGUUCCACCAUGCCCGUCGGAGCAUGCAUCGCCAUUUCCGCCAUCAUUGCCCGCACUCUCACGAUCCCCAUCACCGUUGCUGCCCUCUUUGUCCUUGCCAUCUUCUUCAGAGUUUGUGGCUUCAUUGACAGGGCUGCCACAAUCCCCAAUCCCCAUGCCGCAGAUACCUCAUCCUUCGCUAUCAAAUGUGAUGAACACCUCGGGAUAUGCAUCUUCCAAUUUUGAUCUGGCGGGUCACGCGUCUACCACAUCUGUCGAAAAUGACGUGCUUCUGCAAGUGCCACUGAACGGGUGGGGCGCCGCAUGGCUGUUGCCAUCGGGUCUUGGAGGUGAGCAAAUACCAUGGCCAGACUUCGAUGUCGGAACGUGGACGCCCGACACUACCAACUGGGUUAUCAACGAGCUUGGUGCGGGACCUCUUGACCUCGUGGACUCUGCUGCCCCGGCAGCGAUUUCAGGAGCGUGGGGUCACGUUGAUGGAGUCCCAUUGCAGCCAAAUCAGGGUUCUCGUUUGGGCGAUGCCUCCGAUACUGGCAAUAUGGUAUCUGGUGCGCACGAGCCUGGACCUCACAUUGCAACCAGUCCAACUGACAUUGCCAACCUUGGUAUGCUCUCCGUUGUGCAAGAUCGGCCUAUCGUUCUCCCUGCCACAUCCGAUACGGCCAGCAGUUCAAUGUUCAGAUUCCCGGUACCACCCCCUGCAUAUGUGAUUCCCAUGCAUGCCCUCACCGCCGCCGCCAUCAAUACCAGCUCCCGGACUUCCAGUGAUGCAGUCUCGGUGCCCGCUGACAUUGUGCAGUCCGGCAUUGACGCAUCUGCCGAACGCGAUGCUCUCCGACAUUCUGAAGUGCAUAGUGCACCCAUCAUUCAGCCUGUUCCGGUGUCUGCCGUGCCAACUAUUGUUCAGCCAGCUGACCAUGUCGCGCCCGUGCACUCUAUUAACACAUUCUCCCCCCCCUCUGUCGAUCUGGAUGGUACUGCUACAUCCGCAGUACCAAGCAGUACUUCCACGUCGACCUCAUGCUCCUCCUCACCUAUCGAUCUGGAUGGUACGGCUACAUCCACAGCACCAUCCGCCUCGAACUCUUGCUCCUCCUUAGCUCGGCCUUCUCGCACGCGUAAGCUUCCUCCGACUGCAGACUCAAUAUGGGAGCCCACAGCAGCUCAAGCCAGGAGGCUCGGCAUUUCAACGAUGGAGAGUGAUUCUGCGAAGCCGAAAAGAAAGUCUGCGAAGGAGAACAAGGUGGAAAUGGGUGAGGGCAACGAUGGGGUGAAGAGAAGGAGGCGAUGA
Sparassis crispa is the source of this 2331-nucleotide messenger RNA. RefSeq lists its product as hypothetical. The transcript has 5 exons. Lineage: Eukaryota; Fungi; Basidiomycota; Agaricomycetes; Polyporales; Sparassidaceae. The record is from RefSeq and is a predicted model, not a curated record. The coding region runs from base 1 to 2331 and encodes 776 amino acids.